GUAAUCUAUUUUUACAGAAAUAUAUUUUCAGAAUUGAAGAUGUCCCUGACACUGAAGACACUGCAACUGAGCGGGAGGUCCCUGACCUCUGUGCCCAGCAGGACCUUUAUCAACAGCGAGGGAGUGAAGAAGUGGGCCUUCGCUGCUUCAGGGUUCAACCAGUACGGACUCUACAGGGACGAUUGUCUCUACGAGAGCGAUGAUGUCAAGGAGGCUUUGAGACGUAUUCCUGCACAUGUUUUGGACGAGAGAGCUUUCAGGCUCCAGAGAGCAGUUCAGUGCUCCAUGAUGAAAACUGUUCUCCCUAAGGACCAGUGGCCGACCUAUGAGGAGGAUAGAGAGAAGGGCAGGUACUUGACUGCUUACCUGGAGGAGGUUGAGAAGGAGAGAGCUGAACGUGAAGCUUGGGCAAAGAAUGCAUAAAUUUACCCCCCACCCCCUAGUAUACAACUGUAGUAAAUAUAAUAAAUUAAUAUUCUUCA
Molecule: messenger RNA, 482 nt
Organism: Eurytemora carolleeae
Lineage: Eukaryota; Metazoa; Arthropoda; Copepoda; Calanoida; Temoridae
Product: cytochrome b-c1 complex subunit 7
Exons: 4
Coding region: 40-423 (127 amino acids)
Biological process (GO): mitochondrial electron transport, ubiquinol to cytochrome c
Source: RefSeq, a predicted model, not a curated record